GCGGCGGCGGCGGCGGGCAGGGCCCGAGGCCGCAGCGGGGACAGCGAGGGGACAACGAGGGGACAGCGAGGCGACAGCGGCCGGAUUCAUCCCACGGCGUCUUCCCAGGAAGAGAAAAAAACCCCGGGAAUCGUCAAACAAGGAAAAAAAUCCACCCAACCAUCGGAUCCGCCGGGAAUCCCACCCUCGGACGGGAAUUAAAAACAACGGGAAAUGCUCCCAAAACCCCGAUCCUCUCCCGAUCCCGACGAAACCCUCGGGAUAGAGGGAUAAAAACCCGCCGGGAACCGGCGGGGGUGAUGCUCCCGGCCCUCAUUCCCGAGGUUUUCCCGGGAAUUGCCGGAUCAUGGCGGAGCACCAGGAGCUGCUGGCGGAGAUGCCGGCGGUUUCCCGGCUCAGCACCCCGGAGCGGCUCCGGCACGCGCAGAAACGCCGGGCGCAGCAGCUGCGCAAGUGGGCGCAGGCGGAGAAGGAAACGCCGGGAAUGGGAGCGGGAAGCGAGCGGAGGAGGAGGAGGAGGAGGAAAAGCGGGAAGAGGGUGACGUUCCCGGCCAGCGUCCGGCUCCUGGAAGCGGCGGCGCGGCGCGACGCCGAGGAAGUCCGGCAGUUCCUGGAGAGCGGGAUCAGCCCCGACCUGUGCAACGAGGACGGGCUGACGGCGCUGCACCAGAGCUGCAUCGACGACUCGCUCCCGCUGGUCCGGCUGCUCCUGGAUUCCGGCGCCGACGUCAACGCGCGCGACGCCGAGCUCUGGACGCCGCUGCACGCCGCCGCCACCUGCGGCCACCUGGGGCUGGUGCAGCUCCUGCUCCAACGCGGUGCGGACCUGCUGGCGGUGAAUUCCGACGGGAAUUUGCCGUACGAUCUGUGCGAGGACGAGGCCACCCUGGACUGCCUGGAGAGCGCCAUGGCCGACAGAGGGAUCACGCAGGAGCGGAUCGAGGCGGCGCGGGCGGCCACCGAGCGCUCGAUCUGCACGUGGUGGCAGCUCACGCUGCACGUGGCGGCGGCUCACGGUUUCCUGGAGGCGGCCGAGCUGCUGCUGGAGCACCGCGCCCGCCCCGACAGCCGCGACGACGACGGCUGGGAACCGCUGCACGCCGCCGCCUGCUGGGGACAGCUGCCGCUGGCCGAGCUCCUGGUCGCCCACGGCGCCGACCUGGGAGCCAAAUCCGCCCUGGACGAGACGCCCCUGG
Messenger RNA from Pseudopodoces humilis (Tibetan ground-tit), 1196 nucleotides. Lineage: Eukaryota; Metazoa; Chordata; Aves; Passeriformes; Paridae. The record is from RefSeq and is a predicted model, not a curated record.